Messenger RNA from Pocillopora meandrina, 7566 nucleotides. The record is from the annotation of a GenBank genome assembly. NCBI's taxonomy places the organism in Eukaryota, Metazoa, Cnidaria, Anthozoa, Scleractinia, Pocilloporidae.
AUGCCAUAUGCCUCGAGUGCCUCACUUUGCUUGAUAUUCACUGUUGUUCUUGGACUAACUAACUGCUCCCAUGCUUCGCUGCGAUUUCUCCGUGGCCGACCGAAAGGUGGCAUGUUAGUUGCUCCUGCAGCAGAACACGUGAAUCAAAAGCUUCCUGAAGCACAUUGGUUUACUCAGAGGUUGGAUCACUUUGAUGACUCCAAUACAAAAACUUGGCAGCAGAGGUUCUUUUAUAACGACGCCUUCCACACGAAACCAGAUGGACCGGUUUUCGUUAUGAUCGGUGGAGAAGGAACGGCGAACCCUAUAUGGCUGACUGUGGGGGAUAUGAUGAAGAAUGCUGAAGAUUUUGGUGCUUUUACCUUCCUUUUGGAGCAUAGAUUUUACGGCGAAAGUCGCCCAACGAGGUGAGUAAGCGAGGGAAGAACAUUUGCAGGAUUGUGUAAACUUUUGAUUAACUGUAAACAAAUAGUGGAGUAUUUAUGUACCAAGGUCUUUACCCCUUUACACACUUAUAUCAGUAUGGAUAUUCUCCAUAGUUUUCUCCAUACAUUUCCUAAGGUUCUGACAUAGAGAAUUUGUUUAACAGUCAAGAGCUUCUUUAGUUAGUGAUCAUAAGCUUUUUUCUUGUGACCCUAAUGUGUGAUUCAGGGAUGAUAUUGUAAGGAGAAGUUAGAUGCUAAUCACUUUAAGAGGUUAAAGGACUUGAAAGGAGGAAAAUGACACUCAUUCUCGCAGGUGGACUGCAAUUUCAGCAAUUGCAAAAAAGAAGCUUGGAAAAAUUGAGACUUCGACAGGAUUUAAUUAAAUUAACUUCAUGCCUCUUAGACACUAGCACCGCACCACUACCAACUGAGCUACAAAGUCAUACUUUGGGAGAGUGGGGCAAAUUUUAGAGGGUUCUUCUUUCCCAUAGAGGAAUCUGAUAACAGAAAAAGGAUGGUAAAAGAUAAAGUCUGCACUCAAGCAUAGUGGUCUAUGUAGUCAAGGUUUAUCUGGAUCCUGAAGUGUGAAGUGACCAGGUGAAUAGCCACUCCCCCCUGGAUUAGAUGUCAGUCCAUCAUAGAUUAUCCCUCCCCCCUCCCCCCACUCAGUAAUUUUUGGGGCUUCGUGAGUGGAGAGAGAUACUACAAAAUUAAAAUCUCUUGCCCACUAAUACAUCACCAUGACUUGAAAUGGUAGUCAUCUGGACCGGACCUCUCUUCCUAGUUUACAGCACACUGACUUGCACAGCUGAUACCUACCAGGAAGUGAGGGGAAAUUUGAACAGCCUAGUCAAAAAUUGAUUUGGGUUUUCUUAUAAGCAGGCCUUGAGCAUGUAGCUUGUUGGCCAUGUCCCAUGUAGGCCUUGAGGGAGGGGCAGAGGUGGUAUAUCUCUCAAAACUGAAAGAUUAACUCUUUAACUCUCAGAAAUGAUCAACAUGAAACUUCUCCCCAGAAUAUCCUUAUAUCAUCCAAGAGACAGGUAAUGAGAAUAUUCAAACUUAUCAUUUAGAGGUUGUUACCUUGAUCUCACACCAAAUUCUCACAACUUAUUUACAAGGAAAUGUGUAGCAAGUAGAGGGGAGAAUUUACAAUCAGAUCCUGGGAGUUAAAGGGUUAGGUACAUCUUGUUAUUUGCCUUAUUUUCUUGAAUUAGCACCUGGGUGCUUAUUUAAAAUUUUAGCUUAAAUAAUUGGGAAGAGGGUACUUCAUCAUUGUUCUCUUGUACUGAUUCUGUUUAAUAUAUGAAGCUUAAAAAGUUUUGAAUAAAGUGGCAGUAGAAACAGGUUUACCUUCUAUCCCUACUCUUUAGGAAAGUAAGGGUGCAUUGGGGUCAUUUGAGGGGGAUGCUUGUUUGAAGUUAUUGUUUGGGGGGUGGGUGCUUAUUUGGGGGACGGAGCAUAUUAGAGAGCAAAGAAAUACAGUAUCCACUCAACUUUUGUGGUUGAAACACAAAAUGCGGAUGCAAGGGCCUCCCUACCUGAAAACUAAACAUGGACCUCCCUCUACACUGUAACUGGCUUUAGGUAAUUUUACCCUCACCUGAAAAAUUAUCAAAAAAGCCACUGAUGCAAAAUUUGUUCUCCAUUUUUCCAGUGAUAUGAGUGAUUCAAGCCUUAAGUAUCUAAAUAGUGAACAAGCAUUGGCAGAUCUGGCAACAUUUUGUCAGGAAAUGGCUUUGAAGUUUAAUCUGACAAACAGCAAAUGGAUAUCAUUUGGUGGCUCAUACCCUGGGUCAUUAUCAGCCUGGUACAGACUCAAGUAUCCGCAUCUGGUGCAGGGUGGGUAGACUGUUUCACUGGGUAAGUUAGUAUUAUCAACUGAGUUCAUAACGUAAAUUGGCCUCUUUUAAGAGUUUCAAAGCUGGCGUUUUGUAGGUUAGCCCUUUGUCAGAGCCCUUUGCUCUAAUGAAGGGAUAAUGCUCGAAACUUCAGCUUUAAAACUCUUUAUGGUAGCCAAUUUACACUUUCAACUUAUUGAUAAUACUUAACUGCCCUGUUGUCCUCUCCCACUGACACCGACAGCACCACACUUUCUUUAGAAACUUACCCCCUUUAUUCAGACUGUUUUACUGUCAUUACUGAAUUUAUAUGAUAAAACCAUAACUAAUAAAAUGUAAUCACAUUGUUAUGUUUGCAUUGAGCAAAACAUUGGCAAACUAGAAGAAGCUUGUGAUAACAAUGUACUAAGUCAAGUCAUUUCAGAAGUCUCUGGACAAAUUACUAAGUUAAUCAAAACUAUAACAAAAUUCUUGACCAUAAUUGGUUUCAAAAGGUUUGUCAGAAAGAAGAGUGGUUAGCUGUCUUUAUAUCAUACCUGUCAGAGUAUGCAUAGAUCUGAAACAUCACCAUCAUUUUAACAUAUCUCCAUCUACACCUACCCAUUUACCAACGAGAACAUGCGCCAUGCCUCAGUUGGUCAUUUAGACAAAUUGAUUGUGAUCCACAUAUUUUAACCACUUUCUGAAUUUUAAAAAGUAAGUGAAGUAUUUCUGUCAUGUGUACAUGUAUUUUCAUUUUCCUUGUAGGGGCUGUUGCUUCAAGUGCUCCUGUCUUUGCCACAGUCAACUUUCCUCAAUACAUGGAUGUUGUUACUGCCUCACUUGAAACAACAGGUCAAGACUGUGUGAGAAAUAUUGAUAAUGCAACAAAAACAAUGCAGGCAUUACUAACCACAGAGGAAGGUGCAAAGCAACUCACAGAGCUAUUUGAGUGAGUAAAUUUCCUGUAUUUGGAUUUUUUGUCAUGAUUUCAUUUUCAUUACUGACGAUAUCUGAGCAUGGACUAAGCCUUGAACGUGCUUAACUUGCAGUAAUUUUCAUUUUGUUCCAAAUUUGAAACAGUAAGUUAGGAUAGUAUGGGUGACUUUUGCGUGAAACUUUCAAAGGAACCACUGUUCACUGUCCGCUGUCAGCCACUCAGCAACCUCGUUUUGAGUUAUUUCUGACACAGACAUGACAAAAUUACAAACACUUGUUGUCAUGUAUAUUUGCUGUAACUUCCCUCAUAAUAAGCAUCGGUGAUCAUACAAAAUAUUUGGUUUAUGACCCUAUAAACUGUACUCAAAUACCUUGAUCCUUUAACUCUCAGAUCAGAUUUGUCAUUUUCCUUACUGUCAACCAUACAAUUCUUAUAAUGUUAGUUCAGAGAAUUCAGUAUUGGGUUAACUAAUUAUCCCCAAAUUUAUAUUUUUCUUUAUUUUCAUCACUUAUCUGGUUGAUAUUGUAUUGAUAUUGUAAGGAGAAAUUAUCUCUUGAUCACUCAUGGGAGUUAAAGGGUUAAUUGAUUUUCAUUUUACUCGUAGGCUCUGUGAACCCCUUGAUAAAGACAAUGUCAAUGACGUGGCAACUUUUGCAAAUGAUUUGUCUGGAAAUUUUGCUGGUGUUGUUCAAUAUAACAAGGAUAACAGGGCAUUUGAGGUCAGUUAAGCUGAUUAGUUCUUUCACUCUCAAGCCCUUUUUAUUUAUUCUCCUUACUGUCUGUCAUACAUUUCUUAUGAUGUUGUUUUGAGAAUUUAGUGUUAAGUCAAGUCAUAUCUCUCCUUUGACAUUUUUCUCAGUCUCAUUACCUGUCUGCUUUACCCUCUACACCCUACACAUCAGUAUACACAUUCUCCAUACUGUUCUCUAUACAUUUCCUAAGGUGUUGACAAAGAGAAUUUAUGUAACAAUCAGGACCUUCUUUUGUUGGUGGUCAUUUCCUUUAUUCUUGUGACAUUAAUGUCUGAUUCAGAGUUGAUUUAAGGAGAAAAUAGAUACUAGUCACUCCAAGGGGUUAAAGAAUCAAUCUGAAGUUUCAACAUCCCUCCUCUUGGGCAGCCCAUGGGGGGUAGGGAAUUUGAACUUGCCUGGGUGGGGUGGGGCAUUUGAACCGGAAGUAUCAGGCCUUUCUUGCAUGAUACACAUGAUGUAAUUGAGGAGUUUACAGGUGAAGAGUCUGCUUUUGUUAGAGAAAGGCUUAGAAAGACAAUAUUCACAUUAUAGGACGAUGCCUUCAAGCGAAAAAAAUCCAACGGCAACACUAGAACCUAAUAAAUGAUCUUGCUAAAUUUUACAACAUUCGUCAGUCACAGAAAAAAAUCGUUCCGUUCAAUAUCGGGUGGGCAUUUGAACGCAGUUUUGGGCCGAAUUUGGGGGAAGUGGAAGCUUCUAAUCGAUCUACGUACAAUAGAUUGGGGUAAGUUAACUGUAGUUUAAACCAUUGCAGUGGUGCGUGACGAAUGUUAUAAUUCUACUCUGAUGCUUUUUUUAAGGGUGCCAUCGGUACUAACAUUACAAUUAGAACAUUGUGUGGCAUCAUGAAUGACGAAGGCAUCGGAGCUCCGUUAGCUCGUUAUGCUAAAGUGAACUCGCUGAUGCUUCACACAUACCACGAACAAUGCCUUGAUUCAAACUACAAGAAUUUUAUAGCAGCUUUACAGAACACAUCUUGGAGCAGCAGUGCAUCUGAAGGAGGUAAACUCAUCAUGAAAUUUUUAAAUAUUCACAUGCUGUACAGAGUUAAUUAGUGCUCUAAUUAAGUUGCGACUAUCUUGGUCGCCAUGGCGAGAGGGGGAAAAUGGCGACUAAAAAUUUGCGCAGAAAGUCGCGCAUUUGCCGAAUUGUGUUCGGCGGUUACAUAGAAAGCUGUAACGUUCUCAUUGCGUGAUGUUUCUAGUCCAGAGUUACUUGAGAUAAGCAUUUGCGUAAUUUCUCAGAUGUCUUUUUAAUUUUUGUCUCCGAGAAAAGUUAGGGAAGAUGUCCUUCUCUCGAGAAAAAAUGUGACAGCCGCCCCAAUGGUCGUCAUUUACUACAACUUAGAAAACGUUUUUCUUGGCUACAUGUAUGUCCUACGAAUGUUUUUUUUUCUGACGAGUAAUAUUUUUAUUUCGGGCGACUUUGCUAUGCUUCCCUCUUAACACUGAGAUCGAAGUGGAGAACUUCAAUAAUACCCGACAACAGCGCACGAAAGUUGUGUGUUUUCGCGCUUUUCUUUUUAAAGAAGAAUAUUUACAAAAGUCGUGUUAUUUUGGUUCUUUAUUUAUCUUAUUUUGUUAAAAGCUUUUUUAUGUUGUUAACCAGGUCGCCAAUGGAUGUAUCAGACAUGCACAGAAUUUGGGUUUUAUCAGACCUCAGACUCUGAGAAGCAGCCGUUUGGAGAUCUAUUCCCUUUGAAGUAUGUACAUGAUAGCAGUACAGUAUUUACCGAAAAAAACAAAGACGUACAUCAUAUCAAGAUAGAAUCUCGGUGUGCUUGAAAGAAAUUCCUCUCAACGCACCUAAAUGUCCUGGCUUCAAAGUAAUGACUGCUAGUUAAAAAUGUAAUGGAUUAAUUUCCAAUUGAGUGUUGGGAAGUUAUCCAAAUUGCAUUGGUUUCGCUCUGUGAUUGGUCUACAACACCCGCACCACUCUCUCUCAACCAAAUAAAUGCAAAAUUAAAACCAAUCACGACUUGGUCGCCCGCGUUUUCCCGCACUUUAGGUAGUUAGCUUGCUUUUACUUGAGCUCUCAUUGGCUCGUAAAGGUAUUUUCCUUUCUUCUGAUUAGCUGUUGCGACAGCUUUGGUUUUGGUUUUUUGACGCUCAAUCGAAAAGCGCGUCACGAACUCUUUCCGCCACAACCAGAUCCAUUUAUGUAUCAAAGACGCCAAACGUUGUUGUCAAGAGAAAAACAACUUUUACUGUUCUCCUCAGUGUUUUUCUGUUGGACAUAUAGUAUCUCAGAAACAUAACAUCGCCUACCUGUUCUCCAAUACUGUCUUUAUCAAGACAUAUGUUCCAAAUGUUUUUUUUUCAGGUAUUCAAUUCAACAAUGCAUGGAUAUUUAUGGUGCCCAGUUUAAUGAAGAGAACAUCCGAAGCGGUGUGACUCAGACAAAUACUAACUACGGAGGGUAUGGCAUUGCCGCCAGUAAGGUCAGUUGACAUGCAACUCGGAUCAAUUGGUAUCUCACACGUAUAUGUCUCAUAUUUCCAUCUGGGUUUCGUGCACCACAAAGACACCAAAAUUCGUUUUCCCGUAUCCUUAAAGAAGAUCACAGUUGAUGUUAUUGUGGAACAAAUUAUGAAUUUCAUUUUUUGUGACCAUUAUUCUUCGGAAGACGCGGUUGCUAAGCGGUUACUGCGUUGGACUCCAGGUCGAGGGAUCCUUGCAGGAUCAUUUCCAGUGUUGUGUUUUUCCCAACACCUAGUCAAUGGGAGGCUAACUCGAAAACUUAACAGUUAAUUAGCCUCCAGACUCUUCAUUUGUACAGUUUCUCAGAGUGUUAUGUGUGAAAAUGGCAUUUUUCUUUAUUGUUUAUCUGUAAAUCAGAUCGUUUUCCCGAAUGGCUCCAUCGAUCCGUGGCAUGCACUUGGUAUAACAAAGGAUGUGUCUGCUACAGAACAAGCCGUUUUUAUUGAAGGUGUGUAAAAGAAGGUGCAAUACGCGUUUAGCCAUAUGCAUGCAUUCGAAAAACUGUCAGCACGUUUUUUUGUUAUGAUAGUUGUUCUUGGUUUUGCUAUAACGUAUCUUUAAGGUUUUUCCUUUAUUGUGGUGGAGAUCAGUGUUUACAUCAGUUUCUGUGAAGCCAAGAGAGAUAAGUAUUUUAGCGUGGGAGCAUUCAAAAAACAACCAGCUACACGUGCGUUUUUCUUUCCAAAGUAGACGCUAUGAAACCUUAGAGAAAAGUCACCGUAAUGUCAGCAUUUUUCACGUGCGGGGUCGAAGGAUUUUUAUACUGUCAAAGUAAAAUUUACCUGAUCCCCCAAUAGUUCUGCAUAAUUCUUAUACCCUCCCCUCCCCCUUUCCUUCAUAGGUAGGUACUUGGGAGUAAAUUUUGUAUAAUCCUCCUUUAUACUUUGGCAAAGACUGACCCCUCUCCGUUCCCCCCUGAAAACCAUGUGACUCCCAAAAUCUUUCUCACCUCCACUCCCCUUAAGUAAUAAAUUAUAACUGGUCCUUCGUGUUUGUGUUACUGAAAGUUGUCAUUAUUUUAUUGUUAAUGUUCUAGGUACUGCUCACUGCGCCAACAUGUAUCCAGCUAAUCCGUCAGACCCUCCACAGCUGGUGGAGGCCAGGCACCAAAUUCAGCAACAUAUCAUGAUGUGGCUGCAGGCUGAUUCCUGA